Myxocyprinus asiaticus (Chinese sucker) is the source of this 3401-nucleotide messenger RNA. RefSeq names its product WD repeat-containing protein 5-like. Gene Ontology annotation, cellular component: Set1C/COMPASS complex. The record is from RefSeq and is a predicted model, not a curated record. Gene Ontology annotation, molecular function: histone binding. The transcript is spliced from 14 exons. Lineage: Eukaryota; Metazoa; Chordata; Actinopteri; Cypriniformes; Catostomidae. The coding region runs from base 276 to 1265 and encodes 329 amino acids.
GCCGUAUCCAUCGCACAAUCGUCAUAUUAUUUUGCUCACACCAUUUAUUAAGAGAAGCCAAAUAGGUUUCGACGACGCCUCCCUUCAUAAGUUGUUAUUAAAUGCCGCACAUGCGCAGUUGUGACCAUGUAAUUUCUAUUUGGCUCAGCAAAUAUCCUGAAGCGUGCUUUCUUCAUGCUGCUUUGUCAUUAUUCUUCCCAGCGACUCGUUUGAAAGCAAAAGUUAAGGUGAGAACCUUCCAAGUCCUUGUAGUUUGAUCCACAUGAUCUGCAGUGAUGGCAUCAGUGGAGAAGCCAGAUGCAGAAACACAUAAGUCACAUUCAACGACAUCAUCCUCUAAGUCUGCUCCAGUCAAGCCAAACUACUCCUUGAAGUUUACUCUCGCAGGCCACACAAAAGCUAUAUCUUCUGUGAAAUUCAGCCCUAGUGGUGAAUGGUUGGCUAGUUCAUCGGCAGACAAGCUCAUCAAAAUAUGGGGUGCUUAUGAUGGAAAAUUUGAAAAGUCUCUCGCAGGACAUAAACUUGGAAUAUCAGAUGUUGCCUGGUCCUCAGACUCAAACCUUGUGGUGUCUGCAUCAGAUGACAAGACACUAAAGAUCUGGGACAUGAGUUUGGGAAAAUGUCUGAAGACACUGAAAGGCCACAGCAACUAUGUCUUCUGUUGUAAUUUCAACCCACAGUCAAAUCUUGUUGUUUCUGGAUCUUUUGAUGAGAGCGUCCGGAUUUGGGAUGUAAAAACUGGGAAGUGUCUUAAGACUCUGCCAGCCCACUCUGACCCAGUCUCAGCGGUUCACUUUAACAGAGAUGGCUCUCUAAUAGUAUCCAGUAGCUAUGAUGGUUUAUGUCGAUUGUGGGACACUGCAUCUGGACAAUGUCUGAAAACUCUUAUUGAUGAUGACAACCCUCCUGUCUCGUUUGUGAAGUUUUCUCCAAAUGGCAAAUACAUUCUAGCUGCAACACUGGACAACACCUUAAAGCUUUGGGACUACAGCAAAGGAAAGUGCCUUAAAACGUAUACUGGCCAUAAGAAUGAGAAGUAUUGUGUGUUUGCCAAUUUUUCUGUGACUGGUGGAAAGUGGAUUGUCUCAGGCUCUGAAGACAACAUUGUGUAUAUUUGGAACUUGCAGACCAAAGAAAUUGUGCAGAAAUUACAGGGCCACACAGAUGUAGUGAUCUCGACAGCUUGUCACCCUACUGAGAACAUCAUUGCAUCUGCAUCCCUAGAGAGUGACAAGACCAUCAAACUGUGGAGGAGUGAUCGCUAAGUUAAAGCGCAGUACUUCAAAGACUUUUGUUGAAGUUUUCAGAGCGGUAACUUGAUUGUGUUUCUUUUACAAUGCUUUGGAUAGCACAUAAAGGGUUAUCUGACAGAUGGGCAGGUCCUAUCUGCUCCGAAUAGUGACAAUCUCACGCAUCUUUAAGCCUUCCUCUUCUUAAUGUACUUUGACUGAAAUGACCUAUCUUUUCACUUUACCUUAAUUUAUUAUUGAAGAGUAAACAUUUUCUAUCAAAUCUAGUGUUUUAUUGAUUUGGGUGAGGAUGGAUGUACUUAUGGUAGACAUACCAAAAAUGAAAUGCUGUAAGUUAUUUUAUUUUGUUCAGCAAGACUUUUUUGCUGUUGCAUGUUUGCCUUUUGUUUUUAAGUGUUUGCAAUUAUCCAAUAUUUAUGUAAUCGAGAAAUGUCUCUAGAAAGCUUUAAUUGUUUUUAAGCAUUAUUUUCUUAUAUUUCAGAUUUGAUACAUAAGUAGAAAUUUGCCUCUUCAGUUUCAAGGUUUGACUUUGAUGCAUUGAAGAAUUGGGUAAAUCUCCAUUUAAAUUCUUAUUUUUUCCCCUUUAUGUAAAUUAUUCAUUCACCUUUAACCCUGUGGAGUCCAUAGGAAUUUUCUUUCAACAAGACUUAAUAUGCUUUGUGAGAAGCUGUGAAGCACAUCUUAAGUUUAACAUUUUAUAUUAAUGGAUUGUUCUCAUGAUUUCUAAAGAAAACAACUCAGUCAUUUUUAGAGUUUGAAAUUUAAUAGUCUUUUGAACUGUAGACAUUAUAUAAUAGGACAAUACACAAUCCACCCUCAGUUUACCUUUAUAAAAAAAAAAAGGCCAUCCUUAGCUCUCAGGCGAGGGUACGAUGAAAGAAAAAUGGCAGAGGAACGGAGAAGCCUUUAUGUAAACUUUCCAUCAAUCCAGGUUUUGAGGGUAUGGCUCCACUUUAAAAUUAAAACUUAGACCAACAAUUUUUACAACAAAGAACUGAAGAAAUAGUGAUAUUGCGAUAAAAUGACACUUUGUACCAAAACAGAUAACUCUUAAAAUGCAUCUCUUUCAUGUAUUGCUGACAUUGCUGUGAUGAGUUGGUGUCUCACAGGGAAUUAUUGCAGACUGGUGAAAGAUUUAGAGAAAAUGAUGUCUGACAGCGGGCACAUAAUUAUUGUAGCAGAUAUCUGAUAAGAUGUGCCUGGCUCCUGAUGGUCUAAACCCUGUUUUACUAGUCCCACACGGUGCACCCCCAAACCCAAGAAUGCUUAACAGUGAGCCUGUUUUUUUUUUUUUUUCCUUUCCUUUUUUAUACCUCAGUAAGGAAUAUUUUAUUAUUUUCUGCACAUUCUAAACAUGCUUGAUUUGAAGUCAUGAAAGGCCCACAAGAUAUAAAAACAUUUAAAGCGGAACAACCAAACAUAAUUCCAUAUAUCUUCCUUAAUGGUUGAUUAAAAUUUCUACUUGGUCAAAGCAUAAGAACAUUUGACCAUUGAUAAGGUUAGGUCCUGUAUAACAAUCAUGUAAGCAGUACAUGCUGCUUAUAUGCAUUUUAGACAAUGCCCUAUUGUCAUCAUGUUGUAUGGCCCAUAAAGUAUGGACUAUUGCCAGAAUGUGUUGUCUAAAUAAAUCAGUAGGUCCUUUGCACUAUGACCGCUAAUAAUUAAUUAAUUAAAAGGAUACUUUACUCAAAUAUAAAAAUUCUGUCCUCAUUUACUCACUCUCAUGUCGUUCCAAACACUUAUAACCUUCUUUCUUCUGUGGAACACAGACUUAAAUUCCAUUUUGUUCCUCAUAUGACUUAAGAAAACUCAGAAUAUAACACACAAGUAGAAUGGACCACUUUAUGACAAUUUGUAUGGUCCUUUUGCAACUUUUCCAUAAUUUUUGAAAGCUUCAGUUUCCAUUAAUUGUAACUGCAUGUAAAAAGACCAACCAGAACAUUCUUCAGAAAUUCUCUUUAUGUCACUUUAAUUAUGAAAACACUGGUUCAGAUUGGCUCAAUGUGCAAUUGAGGUUUCAUGCAUCAAUAGCAUUGGCAUUGUGAAAUCUGUAUUACCACUGAAUGUUUUUCCUUGUUAUGACAAAGAAUGGAGACACUGGACAAUAUAAGCAAAAAAAUACAAUAAAAAUACACAUUUGUAUGAACCUGA